GCGUUUCAUAAAACUGAAAAUCUCGGUACCGGUAUCUCGUAACGUCGUCACCUGAGAUCGUCGACGCGUAAAAUGAGUCACAUAAUAGCAAAUAUUGGACUACUUGUCGCACUAUGCAGCAUCUGUGUGACAGGAGCCGCAGUCAACAAAUACAGCUUUUUGGACACAGACACUUCCUCGACCUGUCCGAGCCUGGACGAUGCGAAUUUGCUGACGCACUCGCAGCUGAUUGCGCGCCUGACGAACAGCUGUCGGUACGACAGUCUGGAUCCGCCCACGGCCCUCACAGAUGAUGGCCAAGAGGGGCCCGUGGAUGUGUAUGCGCGCUUCUACAUCAACGUGCUGAAGAAUCUGGACUCCAGCGACUUGCAGUUCAGUGUGCAGGGGCUGCUGCAGCUGCGAUACUUUGACUCGCGCCUAGCCUUUGCCCAAUACGCGCCCAAUCGCAAACAGGCGAUUGUGGGGGAGGCCUCGCUGCGGGAUGUGCUCUGGCUGCCGCACAUCUUCCUGGCCAACGAGCAGAGCUCGAGUGUGAUGGGCAUCAAUGACCAGGAUGUGCUGACCACCAUUUCGCCUGAUGGCAUGGUCAUCAUUUCGGCGCGCAUUCAAGCGACGCUAUACUGCUGGAUGAACUUCCGGAACUUUCCGUUCGACGAGCAAAGCUGCACCACCGUGCUGGAGAGCUGGAUGUACAACACCUCGUUGCUUCAACUUCACUGGGAGCCCGAGAACGCCGUCUCCUUCGACACGCAACUGCAGCUGACAGAAUACGAUCUGCUUAACUCGACCUACAAUGAGUCUAUAAGGAUUUCGGACGCCUUCAGCAUGACCCAUGGCGCCCUCGUGGGCAACUAUAGCACGCUGAGCUUCACGGUGGUGCUGACACGGGAGGUGGGAUAUUAUGUCAUGGACUACUUUCUGCCCUCGAUCAUGAUUGUCGCCAUCUCCUGGGUGUCCUUCUGGCUGCAGGCCGACCAGACGCCCGCACGCACCACCCUGGGCUGCACCACACUGCUCUCCUUCAUCACACUGUCGCAGUCGCAGGAGAAGAAUCUGUCCAAGGUCAGCUACAUCACCAUGUCGGAGGUGUGGUUCCUGGUCUGCACCUUCUUCAUAUUUGGCAGCCUGGUCGAGUUUGCCUUCGUCAACACGAUCUGGCGUCGCAACAACAACCUGGAACUGAAGAAGCGCACCACCAAGUACAUCGUGAAGUCCACCUUUGUGCCCAAUCUGAAGCGGGCCAAGCAGCGGAGUUUCAAUCGCAGCCAGAGUAGUCUCAGUUCGUGCAGCCUGGACAAAAGCGCCACUAAUGGCGGAAGCAACAAUACAGUCAUCACCAUUGAGACGCCCAUCAUCAUAGCAGAUGGCCUGAGUCGUGGGAACUCAUCUCUCAGCCUGAACGACAAUGCAACCACUGACGGUGGUUCGACGAUGCAGCUGACACAGACACCGCCGCGGUCCAAUCAAACCUUCGCCACGAUGACUCCCAAGGAGGUAUCCCUGUGGAUCGAUCGCAAAAUGCGAUUUGUCUUCCCACUCGCCUUCAUCGUAUUCAACGCCCUCUUCUGGACCUUGGUCUAUUGUCUAUGAAGAUCGCCUCCCCAGCAGUUACAUAUCAAAUGACUCGUAGACCUUUAGCUAGACUAACCAAGACAAUACCUGCAGGGUAUCUCAUGUGAUACAUUUUUCCAAUAGUUCCAUCAAAUCCGUAAUAUUCAUGUUGUCAAGCAUUCGAAACACAGUCCACCGUCCUCAUUCAUAGGCUAGAAUGAUUCGUGCUAGUUCUAAGAACACUAAUUGUAUUAUUAUUUAUUAAAAACAAGAAAGGAAUGCUAAA
Messenger RNA from Scaptodrosophila lebanonensis, 1837 nucleotides. RefSeq names its product glycine receptor subunit alphaZ1 (gene pHCl-2). Gene Ontology annotation, cellular component: synapse; membrane; neuron projection. The record is from RefSeq and is a predicted model, not a curated record. Bases 73 to 1590 code for a protein of 505 amino acids. NCBI's taxonomy places the organism in Eukaryota, Metazoa, Arthropoda, Insecta, Diptera, Drosophilidae. The transcript has 2 exons. Gene Ontology annotation, biological process: chemical synaptic transmission; regulation of membrane potential; chloride transmembrane transport. Gene Ontology annotation, molecular function: extracellular ligand-gated monoatomic ion channel activity; transmembrane signaling receptor activity; neurotransmitter receptor activity.